Erpetoichthys calabaricus (reedfish) is the source of this 8674-nucleotide messenger RNA. Its product is annotated as growth arrest-specific protein 7-like. The transcript is spliced from 14 exons. Gene Ontology annotation, biological process: neuron projection morphogenesis; actin filament polymerization. The coding region runs from base 463 to 1890 and encodes 475 amino acids. Lineage: Eukaryota; Metazoa; Chordata; Cladistia; Polypteriformes; Polypteridae. The record is from RefSeq and is a predicted model, not a curated record. Gene Ontology annotation, cellular component: cytoplasm; plasma membrane; actin filament. Gene Ontology annotation, molecular function: actin filament binding.
UAAGGCAGCAGAGCGAGCGCCUCACACGUGAAAACCAUCAUGUCCAGUCCAAGGCGGAGAAGGUGGGGCGGCGCACCUCACAGCCCGUAGGACAGGAGGAGGGCGAGCACCGCAUCUCGGCGGGGGGACUCGAGCGGCAUCUCCUCGAUGAUUCCUCACAAAAAAACAAUCACGCUGGGCUUGAGAGAGAUAGAUAGAUAGAGGGAGGGAGAGAGAGAGGAAGAGAGAGCGCGAACAGCCUCGGCGGUGAGAUCACGCUCGCCUGCUUCCUUCCUUCCUUGUGUGAGAGCGCAGUGGCGACGGAGCGGAGAGGAGAGGAGAGCAGAGCAGAGAGGAGCGGCGUGGGCAGCGGCAGAGCAGAGCGCAGUUACUCGGUGUCAAGCGGUACAAGCAUGGGGCUGUGCGAGUAGCCGUGUUCGCUGGAUCAGCUCUCUCUCUCUCUCUCUUUCUCUCGAGGCAGGGAUGUCGGGAUCGCUGUGUAAAACUCUGUACGCUUUCACCGGAGAGCAGCACCAGCAAGGGCUGCGCUUUGAAGCCGGCGAGAUCAUCAAAGUUGUGCAAGUGCUGGAAGGCGGCUGGUGGGAAGGCGAGAAGGACGGGCUGCGAGGAUGGUUCCCGGCUAGCUACGUGCAACUCUUGGAGAAACCAGUCUUCAUGAACCCCGUAGCUGACGACGAACCCGGCUGCGGCCCUCUCCCCGAAGGCUGGCAGUGCUACAUGUCCGCCCAGGGUCGCCGGUACUACGUGAACAACUUCACAAAGGAAACCACCUGGGAGCGACCAUCAGGAUCGCCACGUAUCCCCAAGAGCCCGCUGUCGAUGAAGAGCUCCUCUCCUGCAGUUAAUGGCUAUCACACAUCGGGGAGCCCAUUGCACCAAGUGGAGCAGGCCCACCUCACCUUACGGAAGAGCAGCAGCAUUGACCCGCAGAGCCCGGGGUCAACGUCUCCCUCAAGAAGGCAGAACAAGGAGACCACCAUUACGAUCAACUGCGUGACGUUUCCACAGCUGAUUGCUGUGCCCGAGCAGCAGCUGCUGAAGCCGAACGAGUGGAGUUACUGCGACUACUUCUGGGCUGACAAAAAGGACGCUCAGGGCAACAACGUCAUCACGGGCUUCGAGGUCCUCCUGCAGAAGCAGCUCAAAGGGAAGCAGAUGCAGAAAGAAAUGGCCGAAUUUAUUCGGGAGAGGAUAAAAAUCGAAGAGGAGUACGCAAAGAACCUUUCAAAGCUUUCACAGAUACCUCUGGCCGCUCAAGAAGAAGGCACACUGGGAGAAGCCUGGGCACAACUCAAGAAAAGCCUGGCAGACGAAGCAGAGGUCCACGUGAAGUUCUCCUCAAAGCUACAAAGUGAGGUGGAGAAGCCGUUGCUUUCGUUCCGUGACAACUUUAAGAGGGACAUGAAGAAGUUUGACCACCACAUCACCGACCUGCGGAAACAGCUAGCAAGUCGCUACGCCGCUGUGGAGAAGGCAAGGAGGGCUCUGGCCGAGAGGCAGAAAGAUCUGGAAGUAAAGACCCAGCAGCUGGAGGUCAAGCUGAGCAACAAAACCGAGGAGGACAUCAAGAAGGCCCGGCGGAAAUCCACGCAGGCAGGGGAUGAGCUCAUGCGCUGUGUGGAUUUCUAUAACCAGGCUCAGUCGAAGUGGUUUGAAGAAAUGGUGACGACAACUUUGGAGCUGGAGCACCAGGAGGUGGAGCGGGUGGAGGUCAUCCGGCAGCACCUGCGCCAGUACACCCAGCUGCGGCACGAGACCGACAUGUUCAACCAAAGUACCGUGGAGCCAGUGGAUCAGCUGCUUCAGAAGGUCGACCCCGCCAAAGAUCGAGAGCUCUGGGUGAAGGAGCACAAGACGGGCGAAAUCCGGCCGGUGAACAUGGAGAUAUAGACUGUCGUCUCGUCUCAACGAGACCCGCUUCAGAGCACAGCACUCCGAGACAGAAGCGCGCCGGCCAUCCAAGUCCGCCGGCCGCCUGCUGGAUUCUAAUUUCAAGCAAAACUGGGAGCAGACUGGUAAAGCGCACCUUGGUGACUUCAUCCCUUAACUUGAAGGACGCAGUGGGCAAAAUAAACCCCGUUAUUAGGAACGAAUUACACAGAGUGGGUGUUUGGGGGGUGGUGGUGGUGGUCUGCCUUCACACGGGCCUCUUAAACUGUUAGGCCGUGUCCAUGAGAAUGUGUGACGGGACGGCUCGGCUACUGGGGGGGGGGGGGUGGUGGUCCAAAGAACUUAAUGAAUGGCAAACUCAAUACACGAAUUGAGGGCCACGCUGCCAAUCCAGGACCUUCAACCAAUGGGAGCGGAGGUCAGCCUCUGACAUCAUCGAGGUGGGUGGGCACAAGAAAAACACAAACUCUAAAAUGAAAAAAGAUCUUCAUCAGCUCGUAAAAAGUGUGCAGGCCGGGAGGAAGAAAACGGCAAUCGCUCUUUAAAAAUUGCUAAUAAAUACACGUCAAGAAGUGCCUGUGCCAUUCAGGUGCGGUCAGAGGCAAACUCUAAAGCUGAUUGGUUGAAGGGGACUGCUUUGAUGAGGGUCCGAGGGCAAACGAAACCCGACGACAAACACACUGGCAGCCUGAAUUUGAAAUCUGCGGAUUUAAAGGAAAAAAGCGUCACACACAAUCAAAAAUCACCAGAAUGGCGGAGGGAAGUAAACUUGAAGAGGCGUUUGUGGACGUACAGUCAGCAUCUCUGUGCACACGUGCAUAUACUGUGUGUGUGUGUGUAUCUGCUUGUGUGUACGCAUAUAUAUGUAUGUAUCUGAACACACACACACACACAGGAGUCGCCACAGGCACAUCAUGGCACACACAAUUGAAGGCAGGAGGACCACCGGGCAGGCCUGUGCCCUCCUCCCACACUGCCAUCUGCUCAGCUCUGCUCUUCAUCAGCUCCGCCUUCCACUUUUGGCACCGCCUUUUUUUUUGCUCCUCCCCUUCUGUGACUCAAUCAUCAUUGGCAGUGGAUGCUGCCAUCUAGUGGAAAUUUCAGGUACUUCACAAAGCAUAUUUUGUUACUUUGUGCAUCUAAUGUGUUGCUUUAAAAAGACUGUUAAUUGGUAUUGGUUUUUUUUUUUUUUUUUGCAUGUGUACUAAUAUAUACAAUACAUAGAAGUUCACGGAAAAAUACAGAGUCUCAAAAGUUAAAUGUGCUUCUGCUUUUAUUUUUCAGUGUAGGAUGUCACUGUUUGUUUUUGCUUUUGAGGAGGCAGGCCCUGUCUAUGUGCGUGGUAUUCUAAAUGUAGGGUGGCAUGGCGGUGUAGCAGGUAGUGUCCUGGGUUCAAAUCCCAUGCCCAGUGUGGAAGAUGCAUGUUUUCCCCCCAGGCCACGUGUGUGUGUGUGUAUAGAUAGAUACUUUAUUAGUCCCCAAGGGGAAAUUCACAUAUUCCAGCAGCAGCAUAGUGAUAAAGAAACAAAAUUAAAUUAAAGAGUGAUAACAAUGCAGGUAUAACUGACAAUAACUUUGAAUAAUGUUAAAAUUUCCCCCCCUGGGUGGAAUUGAAGAGUCUCAUAGUGUGGUGGAGGAACGAUCUCCUCAGUCUGUCAGUGGAGCAGGACAGUGACAGCAGUCUGUCACUGAAGCUGUUCCUCUGUCUGGAGAUGAUCCUGUUCAGUGGAUGCAGUGGAUUCUCCAUGAUUGACAGGAGUCUGCUCAGCACCCGUCGCUCUGCCACGGAUGUCAAACUGUCCAGCUCCGUGCCUACAAUAGAGCCUGCCUUCCUCACCAGUUUGUCCAGGCGUGAGGCGUCCCUCUUCUUUAUGCUGCCUCCCCAGCACACCACCGCGUAGAAGAGGGCGCUCGCCACAACCGUCUGAUAGAACAUCUGCAGCAUCUUAUUGCAGAUUGAAGGACGCCAGUCUUCUAAGGUAGUAUAGUCGGCUCUGUCCUCUCUUACACAGAGCAUCAGUAUUGGCAGUCCAGUCCAGUUUAUCAUCCAGCUAGAUAGAUAGAUAGAUACUUUACUAAUCCCAAGGGGAAAUUCACACACUGCACUCCCAGGUAUUUAUAGGUCUGCACAGUCAGCUCUGAUGAUCUCGGGGUCCAUGAGGGGUCUGGGCCUCCUAAAAUCCACCACCAGCUCCUUGGUUUUGCUGGUGUUCAGUUGUAGGUGGUUUGAGUUGCAUCAUUAUAUAAUAUAUAAUAUGCAGUAUAUAAAGAAAUCAGGAUUGUAAAUAUUUAUACUUAGGCCUGUAUAAUUUAUAUAGCAUUACAGUUUACACACGUGUGUGUGUGUGUGUGUGUGUGUGUGUGUGUGUAUAUGUAUAUAUGAGGGACGUGCAAAACAUUUCCGCACUUUUUUUUUUUAACUCUAUUUAUUAAAAAUCUCAAAAAUAAAUGAUGUCGCUUUUCUACAUCGUCAUUUGAGAUGCAAUUCUCCCAGCGUCGUACCAACUUUUUAUUGCUCAAUUACUACUCCAUUACUACUCGCUGUUUCCAAUGACAGUAUAAAAGUGCAGAAAUUUUUUGAACAUUCCUCAUAUAUAAAAUAUACAAACACACACACACACACACUUUAUAUCAUGUGUAAACCUUUAUUUAGUGUCACAGUGUAUAUUAUAUGUAUUUCUGUGAACAAUACUGCAUUUGUACUACGGUAAAGCAAGUGGGGUUUGUUAUAUAUAUAUAUAGGGCAAGUCAAAAUGAUGUUAACAUUUCAAUGGCGGAAACAAUUUAUUCACAAAACACACUUGCUAUGUGCCAGAUGACUUGCAGGAAUGUCUCAAGCUGUCCACCAUCACAUUCAACACACAAACCAACGAGCUACAGCACCGUGUGAAGCUCAGACACACAUUUCGUUGAGAACAGAUGAUACCACAGUGCGUAUUCGGUCCUUCAGGUCAUUGAACUCUCCAUGUGCUGGUCCUUCAGCACACCCCAUAACCAGAAAUCACGAAUCAGGGGAGUGUGGAGGCCAUGGCAGUGGUCCGCUAUGACCUACCCAUCGACCUGGAAAGGUGCAGUCGAGAUAAAAAGAAUCCGUUAGUGUUGACAUCAUUUUGACUCACCCUGUGUGUGUAUAUAAUAUCUACAUACAGUAUAAUGUGCGUGUUAUAUAUAAUAUAUAUAUAUAAUAUAUAUAUAUAUACUGUGUGUGUGUGUGUACGUACGCAGAUACAUUUCUAUAUCACAGGGUUAUUAAAAGGAGGCUUACAUACAAUUUCCUUAAUUAAAACAACUUUACUGUAAAUUUUUAUUUGAACUGCCCCAUGGGAUUAAGUUUUCUGUAAUUAUAUAUGGUAGAUUUUGAGACUAUUGUAGCUACACAGGCAGUAUGUACGUGUACGACAGAUGCACAUUUCCAGAUUAAAACAUCACCACCUUAAAUGAAAUUCGCCGAGGCCUCGUACCCUGAAGUGUCGUGCGAUGGCCCUGAGAGGACACUUUUGUCCCACCGUGUCUGCCCUCACAGUGUGGCUCGGUGGGCCGCUGUGUCACCUCGUUUUGGCACAUGAUGUCUGCAUUUUCUUUUUUCCUUCUUCACCCACCUAUCCCGGUGGGUUACCCUUUACCAGUCUGCUGCCAGUGCCCCGCGUGCCAGUGUGCACAUUUCUUUUCAGUGCCUUCUGUCCACAGUCCACCUGACUCUGUCGACGUUCUUAACCUGCCGGUCCUCCAGCCCAGGUGGAGUGGUCCGAGUGGUCUUUGCAAUGCCAAGCGUGUAUAUAAUUCUUGUAUUCUGUGUACAUUUCAGCUGCUGUGGCUGUGCCCGUUUUUGGACUCUGUACAUUCCAGUCGUAUUCUGGGCCCCCCUGCUUGCGGCCCCUUUUUCCUUUUCUGUACCGCUCGUUGCUCCCUGCUCUCCUAACUUGAGAUUCUAAGCCGCGGCCCGUCCAGAUGUGUGUGUGUUUUGUUUUUUUUGUCCUAAUAGAAAUGGUGACGGUGGUCUUCUGUUUGAAUUACACAACAAUACGAAUGCAGCUGUGCUUUUAAACCCGGCCGCUGGGUUCUCCAACUUUAAAGUUUGUUACAAAUCCUGUCACGUCUGUGAUCCUCUUCUCCUGGUGGUGUUAAUUAAAAAAAAAAAAAAAAAACGAUAGGCUUGCCACCCUGAUGGUCUGAUAUUGGGGUCUCAAUCUCGGGUCCUGAUUGGCCAGUCUGCCCUCAUUGUGGCUGUCAACUGAAUUUGUUAUUUAAUUCUGCUCUCAUGUUGCUACAUUAAUGAGGGUAGCCCACCCAAAUGAAAGGAGUACUCCUUCUAUCAUCGUUCUUUUUAUUUACUACAUUUUUGUUUCAAUUUAAAUGUUCCUUCCAGCGUUCUACCUUCCACUUGUCUUUAUUUUCUAUACGAUUCUCAAUAGCAGUGAUGCGCCAUCUGCUGGAAUAAACAUGCCAUGCGCUUCAUCACAUCGUAUCCCAACACACACCCAGUGCCAUAAAUGUUAGCAUUGAAGAAGCCCAGCAGAGCGAAACUGACAGAAAUCGGCUUCUUGUCUAUGAAUUCUUCACAUUUUAAAGCUGGAUGAACACCAACAGCACAGCAUGCCUCAUUAACGCCGAGUAUGGACCUGCCACAGGAACCACAGCAGUCCACUUCUGUUGUACACAUCAGGGUUUCUUAAACCACGAGUCGCAACUCAAAUUGGGUUGGGAGUUGCCACCAUCGGGUCACAGGUUACUGUUAUAGUUAAUGCUAACGGGUCGCGGGCAGCUUGCGAAGAGUCGCCGCUGGUUGAUUAAGCAAUCGGCACCUCGCUCUGACGAUCGUCCUCGACGGCCCCCAAAAUCGAUGACCACUUCACUGUGUCGAAGACGCAAAAAUGGGCCAAAAAAAACGACCGUGAUGGAGAUAGUUUGUGUUUUUAAAUUCAAAUUCUGUCCCCAUCUUUAACAUCACAACAUCCCUCGUUAACGCUGAAUGAAGUCCAACAGAUGGAAAUCGGCUUUUAUCGUAUCUUAAAUGGUGGGGGGUGGGGUCACGGGUUUUCGCCAUUGCGUCAUGAGUUACUGUCGUAUUUAAUGCUAAUGGGUCGCAGCGAGUCGCCGUGGGUUGGUUAAGAAAUCGGCGUGACUCCGAUGAUCAUUACUCGAUUCUCCUCGAUUACCCCCAAAAUCGAUGACUUGUUUGAGCGUUCAACGACAAAUGGGUGUUAGACGCUAAAAAAGUGUGACAGAAAAACGUUUAAGAAACCCUGAUGGAGACCGUUUGUGUUUUAAAUUAGAAUUCUGCCCCCGUCUUUAACAUCACAACAUCCCUCAUUAAUGCUGAAUGAAGUCCAAAAGACAUAAUCAGCUUUUAUCGUAUAGAUCAUGGCUGCUUAAACCGUGGGGGGCGGGAUCACGGGUUUCCACCGCCGCGUCACGAGUUACCGUCGUAUUUAAUGCUAAUGGGUCACAGCGAGUUAAGAAAUCGGCGCCACUCCUACGAUCAUCCUCAAUUCUCCUCAUUACUUGAUUAUCCUCAAUUACCCCCAAAAUCGAUGACCUGUUUGAGCGUCCAACGACAAAUGGGUGUUAGACGCUAAAAAAGGGCAAAAUUUAGGGUGUGACAGAAAAACGUUUAAGAAACCCUGAUGUCUCCAUUUUGUUUGUGUUUUAAAUCAGAAUGAGUAUCGACAUCACAACGGCCAUCUUGAACAUCGCAACAACCAUCGUCAACGCUGAAUGAAAUCCAGCAGAGUUUCAUCGUAUAGAUCAGGGUUGCUUAAACGGCGGGGGACGAGGUCACGGGUUUCUGCCGCUGCGUCACGAGUUACCGUUGUAUUUAAUGCUAAUUGGGUCGCCGUGGGUUGAUUAAGAAAUCGGCGUCACUCCGACAAUCAUCCUUGAUUCUCCUCAGUUACUCCCAAAAUCGAUGACCUGCUUGAGCCUUCGACGACGAAUGGGUGUUGGAGACGCUAACAAGGGCAACAGUGAGUCGUGACAAUAAAACGUUCUGGAAACCCUGUUCGUGUUUUAAAAUAUCAGAAUACCGGUAAGUAUCGACAUCACAACAUCCACCAUUAACAUCGAGUACGUCCAGCUGAGUGGGCCUACCACACCGACACACAUCGGCCCCCAUUGAUUUUGUUAAACGAGUUGGGGUCGCCGUUGUUGCGUCACGUUAACGGGUCGCAGAUGUUGGACGGUGAGUCGCCACAGGUUGAUUAAGUAAUCGCCAUCUCUCUGACGUUCAUCCUCAAUUACCCCCCAGAAGUGGCGACUGAUUGUGUGAAGGGGUCUGGAAGAUACUAGAAAAGGGCAGGAUUGGGGUCAACAAAAAGAAGGGUGCAAGAACCCCCUAAAUAUAUAUAAUAGCUCCUGUUUUAAAUCUGAAUGAACGCCAAUAUGUCAAUAUCCAGGAACGUCUCAGUCAGACAGAGCAUUUCAAAAUGGCGGCCUCAUUGACGUAAAAGGACACCACUGUGGGAAAACGAGCUACAAAGAGACCACCGGGCCGUGUUCUUAUUUUUCUACUGACUAACACCUUUUUUUUUUUUUUUAAAUUAAAAUUUCUCUUUAAAUGUAAUUUGAUAUUUUGAACCAAGGGGUGUGUGUCUGUGUGUGUGUGUGUGAACUUCUCCAUCGCUCUUGUAAAUAUCCUGAAUAUCGCGUGAGCUCUCCAUGUAACACGGCCGACUUGUUGUGUAUGUAACAAAAUCUCUUAAGAGUUUGAAAAGACUGUAAAUGUUGACAGCAGAUAACUAAUAAAGAAUGUUUUCCAUUAUUCCACAAUAAAAGCUAUUUAAAUAAG